Cooperia oncophora is the source of this 294-nucleotide messenger RNA. Lineage: Eukaryota; Metazoa; Nematoda; Chromadorea; Rhabditida; Trichostrongylidae. The record is from the annotation of a GenBank genome assembly.
AUGCGAGAAUACAAGAUAGUGGUGCUGGGAAGUGGAGGUGUCGGCAAAUCCGCUUUGACAGUCCAGUUUGUUCAAGGGAUUUUCGUCGAGAAAUACGAUCCCACAAUUGAGGACAGCUAUAGGAAGCAAGUGGAAGUUGAUGGUCAGCAAUGUAUGCUGGAAAUCCUGGACACCGCUGGGACGGAACAAUUCACAGCAAUGCGCGAUCUCUACAUGAAGAAUGGGCAAGGAUUCGUGUUGGUAUAUUCGAUUACGGCUCAGUCGGACUUUUUCAAACGGAUUCUUUCAUUUUGA